UUUCCGCGUUGUUAGCGGUUAGCUGCUCCGCUCAACUAGUUCAUUUGUGUUACUCAUUCACACCCAGACCGGCACUCUGAGCGUAAAACUAAAAAUCGACAGAAGGAAAUAUACGUUCAAGGUCUCUGGGCAGAAAGUGCUGUCACGUCUGGCUCAAGGUUGUUGAUCAGUUAAUGCACAAGGUAAAGAAGCUGAAAAUUGAGGACAAAACAGAAGACGUCCAGAAGAGCGUCAGGGAGGCACUGGCAGGCAUGACGGGGGUGCACGAGCUCUCAGACAGCACAGAAGUGGUGGAGAUGGAGGACGUGGUUCCCGCUCAAUUCCAGGUGGAGAAGCAGUCGUGGGACGGCCUGCGGAAGAUCAUCCACAAUAGCCGCAAACAUAUUGGCGUGCUCAUCAACAAGGCACCACAUGACUUCCAGUUUAUCCAGAAGGACGAAGCUAGUCCGCACUCUCACCGCAUCUACUACCUAGGAAUGCCUUACGCCAGCAGGGAAAACGCAUUACUUUACUCAGACAUUCCUAAGAAGAUCCGCAAAGACGCCCUGCUGGUUUUGACAUGGAAACCAAUGCUGGAUCAUUUUCAGGCCAGCUCUCACCACGGGGGCUUCUCUCGGGAAGAGGAGCUGCUGCGGGAGAGGAAGCGUUUGGGGGUGUCCGGCAUCACCUCCUACGACUACCACAGACCCAGUGGCCUCUUCCUGUUCCAAGCAAACAGCAGUCUGUUCUACUGUCGUGAUGGUGGAAACAACACUUUUAUUACGUCUCCAGUUAAUCCCAUAGAGAUCAAGAGCCAGAAUUCAGGCACACGUAUGGACCCAAAGAUCUGCCCCGGAGACCCCAACUUCAUCGGUUUCAUCAACAACAAUGACAUUUGGGUGACAAGUAUAGAGACAGGAGAAGAGAAGAGACUCACUUUCUGCCAUAAAGGAAUUGAUAACCCAAAAGAGGAUCCUAAAUCUGCCGGUGUAGCCACUUUUGUCACUCAGGAAGAAUUUGAUCGCUUCACCGGAUACUGGUGGUCUCCAGCUGCUCAUGAAGAGCCUGAUGGUGGAAAGACUCUGCAGAUUUUAUAUGAGGAGGUGGAUGAGUCUGAGGUGGAAACCAUCCAUGUCCCUUCUCCUGCUCUGGAGGAGCGCAAGACAGAUGUCUACAGAUACCCCCGUGCAGGCAGCAAGAAUCCUGACAUCACUCUGAAGAUAGCGGAAAUCAGGACAGACAAUCUUGGGAAAAUCGUCAGCACACAGGAGAAAGAGCUGCCUGUCCCCUUCACCAGCCUGUUUCCCAACGUGGAGUACAUCACCAGAGCAGGAUGGACAAAAGACGGUCGAUACGCAUGGGCCGUGAUGAUGGACCGACGGCAACAAAAUCUUCAGCUGGUCCUUCUGCCUCCUGCACUCUUCAUCCCUGCACAUCAGGACAAAGCUAAAAGACAGAAGAUGCUGGAGGCCCUGGGAGACGCCGUCCAGCCCUUUAUCAUCUACCAGGAGACCAGCAAUAUCUGGAUCAAUGUCCACGACAUCUUUCAUCCUUUUGUCCAAACCAGUGAUGACGAGAUCACCUUCAUCACAGUAAAUGAGUCAAAAACGGGCUUCUGCCACUUGUAUAAGAUCACUUCCGUGUUACAGCGGGGCACCUAUAACUGGGCAGAAGGCUACACACAUUCUGAAGAUGAUUUCAAGUGUCCCAUCAAAGAGGAGGUGGCGGUGACCAGUGGGGACUGGGAGGUGCUGGCCAAUCAUGGAGCAAAGCGUUCAUGCAGUCCUCAGAUUUGGGUGGACGAAGCAGCAAAGCUGGUUUACUUCCAGGGAACCAAAGACUCUCCUCUGGAGCAUCACCUUUACGUUUGUAGCUACGACUCGCCGGGUGAAAUCGUCAGACUCACCAAACUGGGCUUCUCUCACAGCUGCUCCGUGAGCCAGAACUUCGACAUGUUUAUCAGCCAUUACAGCAGCUUGACCUCCACUCCCUGUGUUCACAUCUACAAGCUGAGCGGCUCGGACAGCGACCCCCUGCACAAAGAGCCUCAGUUCUGGGCGAGCAUGUUGGAAUCUGCUGGUUACCAGUGUGAUGCUGGAACUCCAGAAAUUUUUAGCUUCACAGGAAAGUCUGGCUUUGAGCUGUAUGGCUUGUUGUACAAACCGCACAACCUGGUCCCCGGCAGGAAGCAUCCCACCGUCCUCUUUGUCUACGGUGGCCCUCAGGUGCAGUUAGUGAAUAACUCUUACAAGGGAGUGAAGUACCUGCGGCUGAGCACGCUGGCGUCUCUCGGGUAUGUUGUGCUGGUUAUCGAUGGACGGGGCUCCUGCCAGCGAGGACUGAAGUUUGAAGGAGCUGUGAAGGAUGAAAUGGGUCAGGUGGAGAUUGAAGACCAGGUGGAGGGUUUGCACUAUAUAGCUGACAAGUAUAAGUUUGUGGACCUGAGUCGUGUCGCUGUCCACGGGUGGUCGUACGGAGGUUUCCUCUCCCUCAUGGGCCUCAUCCACAAGCCUGACGUAUUUAAGGUCGCCAUUGCAGGAGCUCCAGUGACACUGUGGAUGGCCUACGACACUGGAUACACAGAACGAUAUCUGGACACGCCUGACAAAAACCAGGAGGGAUACGAAGCUUGCUCCGUUGCCCUGCACGUCGACAAACUUCCCAACGAGCCCAACAGACUGCUGAUCCUGCACGGAUUUCUGGAUGAGAAUGUGCACUUUUUCCACACCAACUUCCUGGUGUCUCAACUCAUCCGAGCAGGAAAACCAUACCACCUCCAGAUUUAUCCAAACGAGCGACACAGCAUCAGGUGUCCGGAGUCUGGAGAGCAUUAUGAGAUUACACUGCUGCAUUUCCUCCAAGAGAACCUCUGAUGAGCUUUUUCACAGACUCACUUUCCUUCACCUCCUGCUCUCCUCAUCUCCUGGCUUUUUGCUGGUCAUCCAAAUCUGCAUCACCGCUUACGUCACUUCAUUUUAUGAUUUGUUGAAUGCUAACUGUGCCAAACCGCGCCACACCUCAAGGAUUGUUUGUCCAUCUUCGAGAUGCUGCAGCAUUUAAGCAUGAGAAUGUCAUGUCGAGACUUAGAUGUCGCUCUGACUUGCAUGAAUGAGACCAUGGAAGCUCAGGCGUCUGCUAGUCUUUCCUCCUGCGUUUGACAGGGAAGAUUGACGGAUUGCUUGAAGCCCCAGAACCAGCAGAGGGCACUGUUGAUCCAGAACAGACGGCAAUGGAGUUUUCAGUGGUUUUGGUGAUGGUUUACAGAGAAAAUAAGAGGAUGGAUACAUGUUUAAAAUUCUGCUUGCUGCAGCAUUAACUGGACAACAUAUUUAGCAAUGCAAAAACAUAAAUACAUGGACGUUCUUCUUGCAGGUUUCACAAUGAAAAGGCUCAUUCUUUUUUAGCAACUUUUUCUCUUGAACGCAACUGACCAAGAUAUUACUCUUCUCCCUGUUAAUAAACACUGGUGUAAAGUUAGCAAAUGUACAACUGUUUCAGAGCAUUCAAGCAAAUCUUAACCGCUUUAUUCAUUUUUUUUUAGUGUUUUUCUCUGAGAUUGGUCUGUUAUGUGUUAUCAUGGGUUAUUUUUAAAAUGCAUAUACAGUUUCCUGCUUCAGUUUUAUUGGGUAACAUUAUUUUAAGAAACAAGAAAAGAAAAAAAAAAAAAGGAAAAACUUUUAUGCAUUCAUAAAUGAUGGAAAUAUGUAGCGACCUGUCGCUGUUUCACUCGGUCAUUUGCUUUAACCCUCUGGGGAGCUUCUCUUUCUUUAUGCUGCUGAAGACUUUUGCACAGUAGAUGUUUGCCUUGGUGCCAACAAACUGACCUAUAAGAUGAUGUUUGAAGAACUGUUGGCAGUCUGAGGUGCCUUGCAAGAGUUUAAGAGAACCUUUUCACGUAGUAAAUGUUUAUCAGGAAGGUCGGGUGACACGCAGGACCCACAACAAUAAAAUGCCUUGUUAAUGUCUGAACAUCUGUAAGAUGACCUAUCAUGAUCUGUACAUGGUAAAAUGUACUCAGACUGAAAAAAAGAUAAAUAAACAAGUAAACAAUC
Cololabis saira (Pacific saury) is the source of this 4031-nucleotide messenger RNA. RefSeq names its product dipeptidyl peptidase 9-like. Bases 174 to 2852 code for a protein of 892 amino acids. The transcript has 21 exons. Gene Ontology annotation, molecular function: dipeptidyl-peptidase activity; serine-type peptidase activity. Gene Ontology annotation, biological process: proteolysis. Lineage: Eukaryota; Metazoa; Chordata; Actinopteri; Beloniformes; Belonidae. The record is from RefSeq and is a predicted model, not a curated record.